Molecule: messenger RNA, 6263 nt
Organism: Rhododendron vialii
Lineage: Eukaryota; Viridiplantae; Streptophyta; Magnoliopsida; Ericales; Ericaceae
Exons: 10
Coding region: 1583-5749 (1388 amino acids)
Biological process (GO): regulation of DNA-templated transcription
Cellular component (GO): nucleus
Molecular function (GO): transcription coregulator activity
Source: RefSeq, a predicted model, not a curated record
GAAACUGAAACACCAGGGAGUUCCAACUUGUACUUGCCGGGAACACACCCAGACGAGACGAGCCACCAGCAUUGCGACCCGCACCCCACCGGCAUCCUCGCCGCUACCCCCUUUUCAUCCAUCCAUCCUCCCCGAAUCCUUCCCCUUUUCUCCAGAUCUCUCUCUCUCUCUCUCUCUCUCUCUCUCUCUUCCUUCGAAACCCUAGCGCCACCUCCCAUACCACCAGGCCCAACCCUAUCGACACCACCUUCCUCCUUUACAUUCACCCAACUGAACACCCACCCGCAUUCCGAUAACUUUACAGUCGAACCAAUCGCGCUCCACUCGGUGUGCCCGACAAUCGAGUUCCUUUUGAUGAAUGAUCCUCCUCGACUCGUACCUCAUCUAGAGGCGUUUCUGAUAAUUUAAUCCACCCCUUCGAUUCAUCAGAGUUGCGGUGCGUGCACGGCGACGUGGGUAGUCCGGUGGACGGUUCAAGACUUGGAGGUGGAAGAGUUAGUUGCUAUUAUCGAGGGGAUCUAUGAUUUUUUCUCUCAGGACGGUUCAAGACUUGGAGGUGGAAGAGUUAGUUGCUAUUGUCGAGGGGAUCUAUGAUUUUCAGGAGAUAGGAACAAGGGGGAGAUUAUUUGCAAUGUUGUCUCACUUUCUCUCUUCCUCGGGGUCCUUCUAGGUAUGUUGAGGGCAUAACCUCACUUAUUCUAAGAGGGAGAAAUGGGGCACCCUUGUGCCACCCAACAUUGCCCUUUGUGGGUACAUGGUACCAAGUAUCAAGGUUUGAGGGAAACUAGGCGACUUCAUGAGGCGAAGGUUAGCCCAGCCGAAGGAGUCCUCUAGGGCAUGGCUGAAGGAUAACCCGCUCCUGAAGUCGAAGGCUAACACUUGGGCUGGAGGCAGGGCCCAAGUUAUUCGGGACCGAAGGAGGAUUGUGGAUUGGAGGUUUGAGCUCUAAGGUAUCAUCUGAAGGCCCAAGCUCCCUUCAGGAGUUCAGACUUCUGAUCAGUCUUAGAGAGAGAGGGAGACCUGUUCACCGAAGGACAAUUCCUCGGUGUUCGCAUCAUACCUACCACCUGACCUCUGAAUGACCUCUGAAUCACUAACAUUCUGUAUCACUGACCCGUAGGCCUAUGGCCUAGACCUCACAUUACUACUACCUACUUCUACAAGCUUCAGACAAUUCAUAUCACACAUCACUGUCAAUCUGACUUUAGAGGUCUGACCUCUGGUCUUAGAGGUCUACGACCUUUAGACUACCAGCCAUUGAGGACCCUCCACGUGUCGUCAAUCCAGCUGGACUUCAGGGCAUCUCUCUCCUAUAUAAAGGACCCUUGCCUUCAUCCGUCACAUUACACACCCAUUGCUCUUUGCCUCUCUACUGACACUCUCUGUGUGUCUAGGAUUUGCCUUAAGCUCUCUCCUCCUCCGCCUUCAGCACCCCGAGGCCCGAGCCUUCAGGAUCUCGUUGGUAUCCCGGACUACCCUCAGGGUGAAUCAUAUGGAUGGUUGACCUUGAUGCCACUUUUGGUUGAUCUUACUUUUCAAAGCCUUAAUUGUUAAUCAACUUAAUCUGAUUACUUCGGUCAAGAUGUCCUCAGCUUCAAAGGCGCCAGGCACUCAAAAUGCUUUCCCUGUGGAUGCAAACUUACAUACUUCUAGUAAAAGUGAUUUAGAACAUGUAGACGAGGAGGAGGAGGAGGAGGAUGUAGAUUUCAACCCUUUCAUAAAAGAUUCCCCCUCUUCGGAAGCUUCAUCGAGCAUGAGCUCUGAAAUUGAAGUUUUGGAUGCUGAUGUUUCUACAAGCAAGGGGAACACAGGGGUAGACUUGGCUACUCAUUUAUCUUCAUUGCCAUCUGGUCAGGUGCAAGAUUAUGCUCUUGGGGAUUCCGAGCAUGGGGAGGAGAUUGUAAUGCAACCUGCUAUUUCAUCAGGAGAAGCAAGUAAUAAAGAAUCAGAAAGAACAUCUCCCACAAGGUUCAAGAAGAGAAAAGCAGUUCUGAUUUCUCAGCCUGAAAGUGAAACAUUUCUGAAAAAGGAGAAUGCCUCAAGCAGUGGAACAGAUGUUGUUAAUGAUGUUAUGGUUAGGGAUUUAACGAAUUCCAGGAGGCCCACUAUGGAUAUAGAUGAUGAGGAUGCUAUCUCUAAGCGCACAAGAGCCCGCUAUUCACUUGCUAGUUUUACCCUUGAUGAACUCGAGGCUUUUCUACAAGAAACAGAUGACGAAAAUGAUCUUCAAAAUGUCAAUGAAGAAGAUGAGUACAGGAAAUUUCUGGCAGCUGUUUUACUAGGUGGAGAUUGCGACUGUCAGAUUAUACAAGGAAAUGAAAGUGUCGAUGAAGAUGAAGAAAAUGAUGCAGAUUUUGAGAUAGAAAUCGAAGAAGCACUUGAAAGUGACCUUGAUGAUAUUACAAGGGGUGAUACCCAACAAGAAAGUGAGGCAGCUGGUCGACGACCUGAGACUAGGCUAAUUAGGCGCCAAAAAGCUUCUGUCCGCCAGAAAAAUAGGCUUUUGGGACAGCCAUAUAGGCCAUUGCGUCCUCUCUUACCAAAUGCACCUAUAGCAUCUUUCCCUGUGGUGAUACCUGAGACAGCUCCACACUUUGUGUCUUUCUCUGGACAUGAUGGUUUUAUCAGUGGAUUUACUGCACAUCAGCUAGGCCAGUUACAUUGUUUGAUCUAUGAGCACGUGCAGCUUCUUAUUCAGGUGUUUUCUCUUUCUGUUCUAGAGCAUUCACGACAGCACAUUGCCUCCCAAGUUCAGGAAUUGAUUUCAGAGAUGCUUCACACACGUGAUCAAGUAAUGUCACGUAGAAGGGAGCCAUAUCGUGGUUUCCUUUUUCACCCUCCACACAUUCAUCCAGCAGUGCAACAUGGACUUUCCAAAUCAUUGACUCCAUCAUGCACCUCUGAGUCAGCUCGUUCCUUUGAUAAACAAAGAGAUUGCUCCUUGGGGACUAACAAUGGUCCUCUUCCUGAAGUAAUAUCUCCUAGCAGAAGACGUGGAUAUUAUGCUUCUAAUGAUCAGGAUGGUCUCUUUCUAACAUCCAACAGUGCUUUGUCGGUGCCCUUUGUAAAUGGUCCUAGCGUAUCUGUCCUUGAUGUAGCUCCGCUUUAUUUUGUUGGGGAAUAUAUAGAUGAUGUUGCUAUUGCUGUGAAAGAGUAUCAGCUGCAACGUGUCCAAGCUGCUUGUGAUAGUCAUUUUAAAAAGGAACCCCUGUUCCCAUUUCAUAGUUCGGAGUCUUUUGCUGAAGCAAAUGCUGAAAUUCUAGGAGGAACCCCUGCGCCAACUGCGAAGGUGUCUUCAUAUCCUGCUGGUGAUCAGCCCCCCAAAAAGACAUUGGCUGCAGCUCUGGUUGAAAGUACAAAGAAGCAAUCAAUUGCUCUAGUUCCAAAGAAAAUUGCCGAGCUAGCGCAAAGAUUCUUGCCAGUGUUUAAUCCAUCCCUAUUUCCACAUAAGCCACCCCCAACACCUGUUGCGAAUCGUGUGCUUUUCACUGAUGCAGAAGAUGAGUUACUGGCGAUGGGAUUAAUGGAAUGUAACACAGACUGGAAAGCAAUUCAACAGCGCUUCCUUCCUUGUAAAUCUAAGCAUCAGAUUUUUGUUAGGCAGAAAAAUCGUUCAUCUUCUAAAGCCCCAGAAAAUCCGAUCAAGGCAGUUCGGAGAAUGAAAAGCUCUCCCUUGACAGCAGAAGAGAUAGCACGUAUUCAAGAGGGGCUAAAGGUUUUUAAGCUUGACUGGAUGUCCAUAUCAAGAUAUGUUGUCCCAUAUCGCGAUCCAUCCUUGCUACCCAGGCAGUGGCGCAUUGCUACUGGAACUCAGAAGUCAUAUAAAUCAACUGCUGAUAAAAAGGAGAAGCGAAGGUUAUAUGAAUUUAAUAAAAGAAAGUGCAAACCUGCUGCUUUGGCAACUUCAUCUGAAAAAGAUGACUGUCCAACCGAUAAUGCGGAUGGAGAAAAUUACAGUGGGGAUGAUUGUGUGGACAACAAUGAUGAAGCUUAUGUUCACGAAGCAUUUUUAGCAGAUUGGAGGCCUGGUACUUCCUUUCCCAUUUCUUCUGGGGUUCCUAUUCCGAACUUCCGAGAGAAAAACCAACCUGGCAAGUUACUGUCCAAAUGGGAUUCUCGUGUCAUGGAACAGACAAAAAGCAGUGGUUGUGGAGAACCAAAUAGUAACCUUGAGCUUUCAGCUGCAUUUAAGUACUCCCAGAAUCCUGACACUUCAUCGUAUUUUACCCAUACUAGACAUCCUGCAUCUCCUGUUGAGCCUAAUCAGCCUGGUUCUGAUAUGAUUUCAAGGCCUUCCAAAUCCCUGUUCCCCUCACUGCCAUAUCGAUCUCGCAAAAAAAGUAGUGCUCAUUUGGUGAAGUUAGCUCCAGAUUUGCCUCCUGUAAAUCUUCCACCAUCAGUCCGUGUGAUGUCUCAGUCAGCUUUAAAAAGUUAUCAAGUUGGAACAUCGACUAAGGUUGCGGCUGCUGAUAGUGGAAUUAGGAGUGCUGCAACGGAAAAAAUAGCUUCACGAUUUCCUGGUGUUGGAGUUUCGGGAAGCUUUCAUCCAAUUAUAUCUGCAGAGAACAAAAGAAACCUGCUUGAAAAAAGUAACCCUAAUCAGCCAGAAAAAAGCAAUGCUAAUCAGCACCGACAAGAAUCUUUUGUCUCCAGGGAUAAGUGUGUGGCUGGAGGUAGAGACGACACAUAUGCACAUAUGCAUCCUUUACUAUUCCAGUCCUCUGGAGAUGGGCAUAUGCCAUAUUACCCGUUGAACUGCGGUAGUGGUAUUUCAAGUUCCCUCAAUUUCCUUUCACGAAUCCAGCCCCAACUAAAUGUCAGUCUCAUAAGUAAUUCUGACCAAGCUAACCAAGCAGUUAAUCUUUCUGAUAAAUCUAUGAAGUCCAAGCAAGCUUCAUUUUCUGGUGGUAUUGACUUCCAUCCACUUCUGCAAAAAACUGAUGAUGCAAAUACUGAUUUUGUAACUGCACGCAGAGGCAGUUGUGCUCAGCUUCAAAGUUCGUUUGAUGCUGUCCAGUCCGAGUCACGGGCCAAGAGCAGUCUGUUGGCCACCUGUGAUACAUCCUCCAGUCCUAAUGACAAGACGAAUGAACUGGACUUGGAGAUUCACCUUAGUGUCACAUCUAGAAGGGAGAAAGCUAAACGAAUUGCAGAUGUGAUUGAACAGGACAGAACAACAUCCAACGUAAGUGCUUUGGGUUCUGGAAAUACCAUGGAAACUCAGGCCACUAUAGGUUCAUAUUAUCAGCCCAGCGAAACUUCUCCGAUAGCUUCAGUUCCAAACAGAAUCACCAAGAAGAUCAAUUCAGGUCCACGUGCAUCGAGCAGCAAUAUCUCGGUAUGUGGCAUCAAUAAUGAAGGUGACCAGUCUCUUUCAGAGAUUGUUAUGGAACAGGAAGAGUUAAGUGACUCCGAGGAAGAAAUUGAUGAACAUGUGGAGUUUGAAUGCGAGGAGAUGGAUGACUCAGAAGGAGAUGACUCUGAGCAGAUCAUUGACAUACAAAAUAAGGUGGUCCCAGAUUCUACUACAGAUAGACAAAGCAGCUUUACACCAGCGAGUUUGAUUUCUUAUACUUCCGGUCGUCCACAAAAUGAUAUGAAGAAAGCAAAGGCUUCACUAGACUCUUCAGUAAUGGAAGGUUCUGCUAACAAAAACUGCCCCCCUCCCUUUCGCCCUAACAGAUCUAGCAGGAAAACCGUCGUAAAUAGAAAACAUGUUGAAGAACACCAUGACAGCAGCAGCAAGUGAAACGGCUGGAAUUGGCUUCUUUUGCUGUCACGGAAUCCGGGGAAGGGUGUGUGCAGAAGUAACUUAGCUUUAUGUACCAGAAAGAAAAAGCAAAAAAGUUAAAAUGUAAAUACUGUUCUGCAGUAGUUUAGAAAGUUAGGUGGUGGAAUCGAACCUCGGGCAUUUGAAGUGGAGAAGCGUUCUAUUUGCAGGCUCCCGUGAUUCUCGAAUCUUCGAAACCGGUCAUCUUGCAACCAUUUAAACCAGCUGUGAUCAAGCAACCGGAUAUGCCGGAUGCCAUUAGAUUCUCAGAUGAUGACUAUGAAGAGGUCGAUGGAAACUGAGCAAGGAUGUGGAGAAGUAGGAAAUGUGACCCAAAGCGGUCGAGGUGUUAACCCGGCUCAUCUUUGGUCGGACAAUCCUGGGUAGGGUUAUUUGUAUAUAUGUUGUAUAUAUAAAAGAAGAUAUUGGCAAAUGAAUGGCAUGAGUAACUAUUUUUGUCAAGGAAAUAAUAUUAUCAAUACUAUUUCGAACA